AUGAAGGAUUUCUCAGGGAUACCUGGCACUUUUCUUGGUUUGAUUCUUAGGAUGACGCAGUUCAGUUUUGCUGCUGCUUCAAUUGCUUCCAUGGCUAGUGCUAAAACACCGCGCUUCUUCGAUUUCACUACCUUUUGUUCCUUGAUGGCUUCAAUGUCUUUACAAAGCAUUUGGAGUUUCGCACUUGCUUUGUUGGAUGCACAUGCUUUGGUGAGAAAGAAGAUCCUGCUUAACCCUGUAUUGAUUUGCUUCUAUGCUGUUGGAGAUGGGGUAAUAUCAACACUGUCUCUAGCUGUGGCUUCUGCCUCAGCUGGCAUAACAGUUUUCUACUUCAAUGAUAUGGGACACUGCCAUUUUGGAGAGGAGUGCCAAAAGUAUCAGAUUUCUGUUGUUUUUGCAAUCUUGAGCUGGAUAUCAGCUUCAAUAUCAUCUCUAAUUAUGCUUUGGCUAUUAGGUGCAGCAUAG
This is a messenger RNA of Lathyrus sativus (Indian pea), 465 nucleotides long. Lineage: Eukaryota; Viridiplantae; Streptophyta; Magnoliopsida; Fabales; Fabaceae. The record is from the annotation of a GenBank genome assembly.